AUGGAUGCCACACAAUUACGCGAAAUCCUUGAGCAACCCCACGACGAAUCUAACCUGGAUGCCAAACCUGCGGGCUCCUAUCGUAGGCCCAACUUUCAGGUUGGCGCUGACGUAUCAGGCUGUGAUGCUACCGGAACUACAUCCAAACCCUCUGGACAUCUUUACACUGCGCGUUGGAGGUCGCAAAGCAGUAGCUGUGAGAAAAAUUCACGAAAGAUGGAACCUCCAGUUGUUCCGCCACAUGAUGCCGGCAUGUCCUAG
Messenger RNA from Dibothriocephalus latus, 261 nucleotides. The record is from the annotation of a GenBank genome assembly. Lineage: Eukaryota; Metazoa; Platyhelminthes; Cestoda; Diphyllobothriidea; Diphyllobothriidae.